Messenger RNA from Python bivittatus (Burmese python), 1832 nucleotides. The record is from RefSeq and is a predicted model, not a curated record. Lineage: Eukaryota; Metazoa; Chordata; Lepidosauria; Squamata; Pythonidae.
CCUGCUCAUGGUCUACUUCACCAACUUCGGGAACACCACCAUCCUGGUGCCAAAGCCCUUCCGGAUGCUGCUGGGCAUGCACCUCGACCUGGGGAUACUCUACUACGCGUACAUGGGCAUGCUAGCCGUGUUCUGCACCAACGCAAUCAAUAUUCUGGCUGGGAUUAACGGUCUGGAAGCCGGGCAGUCGUUGGUGAUCGCUGCCUCAAUCAUUGCUUUCAACAUCGUGGAACUAACGGGGGAUUGCAGAGAUGACCACGUUUUCUCUCUCUACUUCAUGAUCCCCUUUUUCUUUACCACGCUGGGGUUGCUGUACCACAACUGGUACCCCUCCCGGGUAUUUGUGGGAGACACCUUCUGCUACUUUGCUGGCAUGACCUUUGCCGUGGUGGGGAUCCUCGGGCACUUCAGCAAGACGAUGCUGCUGUUCUUUAUUCCACAAGUGAUCAACUUCCUCUACUCGCUUCCUCAGCUUUUCCACAUCAUCCCUUGCCCCCGCCACCGAUUGCCCAGAUUCAACGCAGACACAGGGAAGCUAGAGAUGAGCUACUCGAGAUUCAAGUCAAAGAGCCUCUCUCCUUGGGGAGCAUAUAUCCUGAAGAUAGCUAAGAAAUUCUGCCUGGUUGAUGUGCAUCAGGGAACAGACAAAGACGGAGAAUUUACGGAAUGCAGUAAUAUGACUCUUAUUAACUUCGUGCUGAAGCUGAAAGGACCAACUCCUGAGCGAAACCUGACGGUUCUGCUGCUGCUGCUCCAAGUUGCUGGGAGUUCGGUAGCUUUUGCUAUCCGGUACCAGCUGGUACGGCUGUUUUAUGACAUCUGAGCCAACGUUUGUUCCUCCUCUGCCCCGCCGUCCAUACCGUCCAAGAAAAGCCGUGAAUGCGGUCCUGUCCAGGGCAGUUCUUAGUCCUUGCCGGAAGGUGGGCUGCUACUGCUGCUGCUGCUGCUGCUGCUGCUGCUGCUGCUGCUGCUGCUGCAUCUGCUGCAUUGGCGUCAGGAGCUACAUGGUGCAGUUUCUGUUCCUGGCAGAAGAGGGGGGCACCUGCUUCUCCAGCGGGGCCCCGUGAACACCAGGGAAGAUCAGGCGAGCCGAAGGGUCCCACUGUCAGCCUCCAGUAAAAGCCCCACUUUACGGUCAGCGAUGGGGCUCUCCUCUCCUGGAUGCAGCUCGGAAGCAGCAUUCUCCUCAGGUGCCACAGCCUGCCUGUGGUCCUCUUGCAUCUUUGGGAGGGAGUCCAGUGAGUCAACACCUGUAGCAGCUGUGGGAAGUAGAGGAGCUGUAGGCUUCGUAAGUGGUUUCCUUGCUAUGUAUUCUGGGGAAGGAUUUGAUUUGGGUGUCUUCAGUAUGUGCUGACUGAGAAAAACUUCAGUGUAUUUGAGAGAUUGCUCUGAAGCCUAUUUAAAACUGCUGUGCUCCUGCCGCCUUUCCCACAAACUUCGUAGAGUGCUUUUCUAUACCCCAUUUUGUACCUAAGGCAUUUAUGUGUUGGGUCAAUCUAGAGGGGUGAACAGGAGGCCAAGCGUUUUGAGGACAGGGUGCAAGAACAGGCAGCAGGUGAGCUGUGGGGAGGCUGCAGCGGGGCCAGAGGGCCCACGGCUGAUGGCAUUAAGACGCUUAGGUCAGACAUUGGGACACGCAAGCGGUAACAAUGUUUGUGUGAUGUCAUCAGUUGGGCAGGGUGGGUUUGGGUGGUUGUUUUUUUGCCCGUGGAGAGCUUGUUUGUUGUGGGGAUGCUGGAAGUGCAAAGGGGGAGAAACAUUGAGUUCUUGGCUUCCACCUUCAGGCAGGGGAGAAUGGAAAGGACUUCAGAAUAAAGCGUUGCAUCGGUUCA